Molecule: messenger RNA, 2343 nt
Organism: Ooceraea biroi (clonal raider ant)
Lineage: Eukaryota; Metazoa; Arthropoda; Insecta; Hymenoptera; Formicidae
Product: fatty acid hydroxylase domain-containing protein 2
Biological process (GO): lipid biosynthetic process
Molecular function (GO): iron ion binding; oxidoreductase activity
Source: RefSeq, a predicted model, not a curated record
ACGCGUGCUGCAGCAGCCAGCAACGGUGAAUGAUCGCUGGUAUACCUUCACCGCGCGUUUGACCCCGAGCCGUUAGAUUCACGGUCACGCCACGUCCCACUGGAAGAACCAGUUGCGCUCGUUCAAGAUGUUCUGGCUCUGGUGGAGAACUCGGGACACUCCGAAAAAAUCGCGGCGUAAAGCGAAAACAACCUCUGCAAUCAGCGAUGCCUCGAAAAAUCAAACUCCACCGACGCUGCUCUCGAGUCUCAGAAGCGUACUUUUUGUUAUUGGAACUGUGGUAGUCGGAUUUGCUGCUUUUUGCAAUUCUUUGACAUGGCACUUACAAAGAUUCUGGGGUGCAUCUGGGGACUUUUGGCAAGCUCAGUGGGACAAAAUUUUGGAUAAAUUUGGAGAUAAUCCGGUCACACUUUGGGUUUACGGUUCUUUAUCGUUGACGAUAGUUGUUUACUGGGUUGUUGGCGGAAUUUACACCAUCCUGGAUGUCACCAAUCGACCAGCGGCGCUGCGCAGAUAUAAAAUACAGCCCGGCACGAACGAGCCGGUGGACAAGAGGGAGUUAUGCAAAGUGAUCGCUCAAGUACUGUUCAAUCAGAUCGUCGUCGGCUUUCCCAUUAUGUACCUCGGCUAUUACUUCAUGGAAUGGCGCGGUUUCCCUCCGGUGCGCGAGCUGCCGACCUUCCACUGGGUGCUCGCCGAGAUCGCGAUUCACAUAUUAUGCGAGGAAAUUGGCUUUUAUUACUCGCACAGAUUCCUCCACAACCGUUCUGUAUAUAAAUAUAUACAUAAGCAGCAUCAUGAAUGGACCGCGCCCAUAGCCGUGACCGCGUUGUAUUGUCAUCCUCUGGAGCACGUCGGUUCGAACCUACUUCCACCCUUUUUGGGUGUAUGCAUUAUGGGCUCCCACGUGGCCACCGCCUGGAUUUGGUUCUCACUCGCGAUACUUUCGACGUUGAAUGCACAUUCUGGAUACCACCUACCGUUCUUCCCAUCGCCGGAGGCGCACGACUUCCAUCAUUUAAAAUUCAAUCAGUGCUACGGUGUGUUGGGCGUUCUCGAUCGAAUCCAUGGCACCGACACGCAAUUCCGCAAUUCCAGGAAUUACACGCGUCACGUGAUGAUGCUCAGCCUUGUGCCGCCUAGGGAAGUUUUUCCGGAUGAGGCAAAGUACAAAUCAAAGUAGAAGAACUCCACGACGAUCGUAUGAAAGUUCUCGAGAUAAUUUUCAACCAGAGAAACUUUCCGCACAAGAUGUAAUAUUUCCGCAGUCGCAGGAGUGACUGAGCUUGGAGAUGGCAGAUUGUGACUAAUCGAUCUUGGUCGGCUGAAAGUACGCGUACAAUCGAUAAGCUUCUUCAGUAAAAUCGGAAUAAAAACUUUUAAUAUAUACGCGAUCUUAAUCAUUCCUUUAACCGGUAAUUAAUUUCUUUCGUCGCAAUUGUCGCAAAUAUGUCAAAAUGAAAAAGAUCCGCGAGGUGAAUCUUCAGUUUAACCAGGUUUUACCAGGUUUUACCAUAGUUAUCUAAUACUUAACUUACCGUCACGAGUAAAAUUUGUUAUUCGCUCAUUGGUCUAGUGAUAACUGUAUAUAUAAAUACUAUUCAAGGUUAGAUUGAAUAGAGAAAAUAGCGAGAACAUUUUUCUUAAAAGAUUCAUAACUUAAAUCUUUAAAAUGUUAAAAAAGAUUAUAACAAGAAUUGAUUUUUUUCGGUUGAACUUUGUCAUAAUACGUAUAUCUUUUUUAUUAAUAUUUUUAGCAUUAUGAUAUGUAUUUAAGUUGUACAUUUAUGCACAAGUUCUUACGUUAAAUUAAUAGCAUUAUAUUAAUGAGCAAUGUGUCGAAUUUAUAAAAUAUGAUUUUAAUUACGUAUCGUAAUAUAUAUAAUACAUUAUAAUUAUAUAUAAUACGAUAAAGAUGUUCCCACUCGUUAGAAAAUUCUUUGUUUUCGCGAUUUUCAUACAUGUAUUUCUUACAAGAGAGAAACUUUAUAUAGAUUUAAACUGAAAAUAUAAAUGUGCAUUUAUUUGAUUAGAUAAGUUUCUAAAUCGCGCGUUUUGCAACAAUUCAUAGUCUUGAAAAGAAAAUACCAAGAAGAAAAGACAAGAGAGGUAUUUGUUAUUACAUAUUUUGAAAUCACAUUAGAUUAUUGGAGAUUAUAACAAGAUACAGAUAUCUGAAUGUGCAAAUAUGUAAAGCAUGUACGUACAUAAAGUUCUAUCUCUCUCUCUGCAUUGUGAUUUUCAUCGAGUAGAUAAAAUUCGUAAUUUACACGUAUUACUAACGUUAUUAAAUUUAUGUAUCUCUAUAUGACAAGCUUAUUAAAAUAAAAUCUUUCCAGAUAC